AUGGAGGCCGACAGCGAGCUGGCCGGCGGCACCAACCUGUUUUGGCGGAGCUGCCCUGUGCUGGUGCGGCGAGGAGACCGGGGGGAGGAGCGGACCACGGAGCUGACCAUCCGCCUGAUUGCCACGGGACAGAAGCAUGGGCAGAGGGUGCUGCGCCUCUUCCUGUCCAGCGAGUCCGACCCCUACUUCCUGCAGCUGCUGGAGGUGGGGGAGGAGGAGUAUGCGCUGCUGCGGCAGGACCAAGGCAUACGAGUGGACUUCCCCAACUUCCCCGGCAAGCUCAUCGGCCUGCUGGACAAGUGCAUCGCAUGCAAGGCUGAAGACCUGCCCAGGUUCCAGGCGGUGCUGAGCGUGGGCGGCGGCGGCGCGGCGGGGCAGGGCAGCCUGAGGGUGGUGGAGAACAACGACUUCAAGCAGCUGCCCCACAUCACCCUCGCCCUGCGCCCCGGCUCCGACGCCGCCGUCAAGCAGUGGCUGGCCUUCCGGCUGGGGGAGCUGAGGGGGGACGCAGGCCAGCUGUCCCAGGAGCUGGAGCGCACGCAGGCGAGCAGAGGGAGCGAGCGCAACAGCCUGCAGAGCAGCCUGGCGGAGGUGCGGCGCGCGGCGGCGGAGGCGCGGGAGUGGCACGAUCGGCUCAGCCUGGAGUGGCAGGCGGAUGGCAAGGCGCGGGAGACGGCGGUGCUGGAGGCCAAGUCCCGGGAGCUGGCGGAGCUGCGGGAGGCGGGGCAGAGGCGAGCACCGGAGCGUGCUGAGCUGGAGGCCAAGUAUCGGGAGGCUCUGGAGGCGUCGCAGGCGAGGGCAAUCGACCUGGAGGGCGAGGCGCGCGGCCUGCGGGAGCACAAGUAUGGGCUGGAUGGGCGGGUGUCGGAGCUGAGCGCCAAGCUGGGGGCAGCAGAGGGCAGCAACAGGCGAGGAGGGGCGGGGGGAGGCAGGCUGUCUCUGACGGAGGAGGUGGAGCGGCUGCGGGCGUCCAGCACGGCGCUGGGGCGGGCCAAGGCGGAGCGGGAUGUGGAGCUGGGGGAGGCGCUGACCAAGGCGCGCACGCUGUGCCACGCGCGCGCCGCCGUGGCGGCGCUGGAGGACAAGGUGGCGGGGCAGCAGCAGCUGGGGGCGGAGCAGGCGCAGCGGCUGCGAGACAUGGAGGCCGACCUGCAGGCGCAGCGGGACAAGGUGCGGCGCAAGGCCGCCAUCGUGGCGCGGCAGGAGGAGGAGCUGGCGGCGCGCGACAGGGCGGCGGAUGAGGCAGGGCAGCGCUGCCGCGGGCUGCAGCGGGAGCUGGAGAGGGCGACAGAGGAUGCGGAGGCGCUGCGGAAGGAGGUGGGUGACAUGCGGGGCAGGCUGGAGGAGAGCCGGGCGGCGGCCGCCAGCAACGAGCAGAUGAUCCGCUGGCUGAACAACCAGAUCACCGAGACGCAGCUGCACUACGGCGGCGGCGCGGGCGCCGGCCUGCUGGCCGGCAGGUACAGCUUCCGGCCGGGGCCGCCGCCAGCUGGCGCCGGGGCCACCGGCCCGAGCGGCGCCGCCGUCGGCACCGCGGGCGCCGCCGCCGCGCCUGCAGGAGCGGCGAUGGGAGCGGCGGGCGGCGGCGGCGUGGGCGGCGGCAGCGGGCUUGCCGGCGCACGCCCGGCGGCGGCGCCCAGCACCUAUCGCACGCCGCUGGUGCCCGGAGCCUCUGGCAGUGCUGCCGCGGCGGCAGGCAGCGCGGCAGCCAGGCACGCGCCUGCCAGCACCUCGCCCGCGUCUCUGCCCGGCAGCAUGGGCGGCGGCGGCGGCAGCGUGCCCACCCGGGGGCCCUUCCGCAGCAGCUUCUACGCCACACACUUUGGCGGCGGCGCCUCGGGGCAGCCGCCAUCCGCCUCGCCCGCUGCCAGCACCGCCACUACUGCCGGCAGCCUCAACCUGGGAGCCUCGGGUGCAGCGAGCCAGGCGGGCGGCGGCGCAGCAGGAGCAGGGGCGGGGGCGGGAGGGGCGCCAGCGGCCGCAGAGCCAGCGGCGGCGCCAGCCCCAGCGCCGGCGGCGGCCAAGCACCUGGGCAGCCACUUCGAGGCGCCCACCUUCCGUAUGGCAGACACGGCGGCCGGCCGGGUGCCGGUCCCCGUCGUCACCAGCAGCGCAUCCUGA
Chlorella variabilis is the source of this 2121-nucleotide messenger RNA. RefSeq lists its product as hypothetical. Gene Ontology annotation, biological process: centriole replication. The record is from RefSeq and is a predicted model, not a curated record. The transcript is spliced from 9 exons. NCBI's taxonomy places the organism in Eukaryota, Viridiplantae, Chlorophyta, Trebouxiophyceae, Chlorellales, Chlorellaceae. The coding region runs from base 1 to 2121 and encodes 706 amino acids. Gene Ontology annotation, cellular component: centriole.